AAUACUCAUUUUUAAAAGUCGCAGUUAUGGAUAUCUCAACCACUAUAGAUCCCAAUGAUCUCUUCUCUGCUAAGGGUCUGGUCGUUGUUAUCACAGGCGGAGGCAGUGGAAUUGGCCUCGCCAUAACCUCGUGUCUCAGCCAAGCUGGUGCAGCCCACAUUUAUAUCCUCGGCCGCCAUCUAUCUACUCUCCAAGAAGCUGCUACUAGCGUUGGUGCCGCUGUUGUACCCAUACAAUGCGAUAUCACUAGCCACGCCUCUGUUUCCGCCGCUGUUGCAAAGAUAGAAGCUGAAAUCGGCUAUAUUGAUGUUUUGAUAAAUAAUGCCGGCGUGCAGGGUCCCGACCAUAGGCCUGCUAGAGAUGCAGAAACGAUAGAGGAACUGCAGAGAAUAUUGCUCACUGAUCCGGAGGGCUGGCAACCCACUUUUGCAGCCAACUCAAGCGCUGUUGUUGGAGUCUCCGCUGCCUUCUUGAAACUCCUCGAUGCGGGGAACAGACGGCGGGGUUGGGAAGGGGGGAAGAUUCCUUUGGGGCGACCUCGGCGGCGGGAUAUCACGGUCUUCACUGAGGAGGGGACCGCAUUACACGACGAGAGGAGCAGUCAGAUAAUAACAGUUGGGAGCAUCUCUGGCCUUAAUCGCUUUAUAACGGCCGGGUUGGCUUAUGGCGCGAGCAAGGCUGCGGCAAUUCAUUUGAGCAAGAUGUUGACGUAUUUGUUGGCGCCAUGGGGAAUCAGAUGUAACGUGAUAAAUCCUGGAGUGUAUCCUUCAAGGAUGACAGCCGGGACAAAUGACAAUUACAGCUACAUGGAAGUCCCUGCUGGUCGAAAAGGUAUGUAUCAGGAUAUUUGUGGGGUUGUUCUGUAUCUUGUAGGCAAGGCCGGAGCCUAUGUCAAUGGCAGCAUGGAGAAUACAGAUGGGGGGCGCCUAAGUGUGAUGCCCGCAACAUAUUAGUUGGGGGUUAAUACAUGAUAAAUUCAUAUUAAGGCCAUAGGGAGGCGGUAGCCCGAGAUUCUAACACGUCGCUGUAUCCUCAAAAGAACGCAUUAAAGCACUCCUAAGCAUCUUUAUGGUCCCUACCAUAGCUUUCACCCGGCAGGAGUGGAUUGGAACCGGGAUCCGCACUGGGGAAGGUGGGACUUGUCCGAUAGGGAUACGUUCCAAGGAAAUGCAAGUUCAUUCGGAUCUAGAGCGAAUCGAAUUAUCGUGGUUAGGCGCAACUGAUAGCGGGCAUCGACUGGCAUCAAUGACGGUUGUCUGGGUAAUGUUUCCGGGGAUAAUGGUCAAGCAGGUUCAGCGGUAAAUCAUGAUUUUCUUCAUUUACUGCAUGCGGG
Messenger RNA from Aspergillus novofumigatus IBT 16806, 1333 nucleotides. RefSeq names its product SDR family NAD(P)-dependent oxidoreductase. The record is from RefSeq and is a predicted model, not a curated record. Lineage: Eukaryota; Fungi; Ascomycota; Eurotiomycetes; Eurotiales; Aspergillaceae. The transcript has 3 exons. The coding region runs from base 27 to 953 and encodes 308 amino acids.